AUGGCCCGUUUACGAUCGGUACUGCAGCAAGUCUGCAGCGUACUGCUGCUACUGGCCGUUGGCUCGAAUGCUCUCAAAUUGGAUAUUCAGGCGGGCAGCGGCCACGACAAGACUUCGCGGCGAUGCAUCCGCAACUUUGUGGCCAAGGACAUGCUCGUCGUCGUGACGGCCAUUGUCGAUGGGUGGAGGGGCGACGGCAUGCAGCUCAACAUGCAUAUCUCGGACUCGACAGGCAACGAGUACGGCAAGCCCAAGGACAUUGCUGGCGAGCAGCGCACCGUCUUCACCUCGCACGCCGACGCCCCGUUCGACGUGUGCUUUGAGAACAUCUUGACUGGCUCCCGCUACGUCGAACACCCGUACCGCCAUAUCGAGUUGGAUAUCGACAUCGGUGCCGACGCCAAGGACUGGUCAGCCAUCCAGGCGACGGAGAAGCUGAAGCCGGUCGAGACGGAGCUGAGGCGCAUUGAGGAGAUGGUGGCCGAGGUGGUCAACGAGAUGGAGUACCUGCGGUCGCGCGAGCAGACGCUGCGCGACACCAACGAGAGCACCAACACGCGCGUCAAGUGGUUCGGCUUCGGCACCACCUUCCUCCUGAUCGGACUCUGGGCGUGGCAGAUCAUGUAUCUGCGGGCGUAUUUCAGGUCGAAGCAUCUGAUUUGA
Messenger RNA from Chaetomium globosum CBS 148.51, 663 nucleotides. RefSeq lists its product as uncharacterized. Gene Ontology annotation, biological process: intracellular protein transport; endoplasmic reticulum to Golgi vesicle-mediated transport; Golgi organization. Gene Ontology annotation, cellular component: Golgi apparatus; endoplasmic reticulum; COPII-coated ER to Golgi transport vesicle. Lineage: Eukaryota; Fungi; Ascomycota; Sordariomycetes; Sordariales; Chaetomiaceae. The coding region runs from base 1 to 663 and encodes 220 amino acids. The record is from RefSeq and is a predicted model, not a curated record. The transcript has 3 exons.